AUGCAGAAGGAAGGUUGGUCAAGAGUUUCUUAUCGGAAACGUUAUGUGGUGAGAUGGGAUACAUUCCCGUUUGGUGGAAGAAAUCGGAAUGAUUCUUCUGGCCCUGUAACUUCUAUGUAUGUUUCAGCUUUUCCAGAGGAUUAUUCAGCAAAGAAUUUAUUCGAAUUAUUUGGGUGCUCGGGCAACGUGGCAGAGGUCGCUAUUUCUCCGAGAAGGAAUAAGUUUGGUCGGCGGUUCGCUUUUGCUAGGUUCACCGAUGUUGUAGAUGGAAGGAUUUUAGCGAUUCGUUUGGAUAACAUUCUGAUAGAGAGCAAGAAAAUUCAUGUUAAUUUGCCCAAAUUCAAAAGGGAGGAGUGGACGAAGGGGGGAUUGAAUCUAUCUACAGCCAAAAGGGAAGGUUUUAAAGGAAAGGAGAUAGACAGGGGUAGCGGUUCUGUUGUGCAAAAGAGGUAUUCUUCUACCUACGUAGAGGCAGUGGGUUGCGCCUCAAAGGGGGAGGUGGACAUUGAGGUCACAGGGAAUGACAAAGUGUUACUCGAUUUCAAAACCGACAACGAUUUACGAAGACGAUUCGAAAAAGCUUAUGUGGGUAAGGUGUGUGUUUCGGGUUCAGCUUACAACGUUCAAACUCAUCUGGAGAUGGAGGGAGUUUUCGCAAUCAAAGUCACUCCUCUAGGCGGUAAUAAGUGCUUAUUAGAAGAAAGAGAGGAAGGCUUUAUCGAUGAUUUGAUAAAAGAGGGAGAAACGUGGUGGCAGUCUUGGUUUAUAAAUAUUGUUAAGUGGGAGGCAGGUAUAAUUGACUCGUCAAGGGACGCUUGGUUCAGGAUAUACGGAAUACCGGCUCAUGCUUGGAGCUCCGAGUUUUUCGUAGCUUUGGCACAUUCAUGGGGAAGAUUCAUAUGUGUUGAUGACAAUACGGAAAAAGGGGAGGCAUUGGAUGUGGCUAGAAUCAUGGUGAAUAUUCCGUUAUCGUUAUCUAUUCCUGAUUGCAUUUCCGUCAACAUCGACGGUAUUAUGAGCAAACUGUUCAUUAGAGAAGACGUUGCAGGAGUGUAUCGUUCGGUGGUUGGUAACCAAGUUGUGCAAUCUUCUGAUGAAGAUUCCUCAGAAUCCGAUUACGUAUGGCGCGAUGGAACUUCUGUCCCAGAUUCUAAUGCAGGGUCCGAAGAAUCUACAGACAGUAUCCAACAAUUUUCGAGUAACGUCGAUACUAUUCUGAAAGGUCCUUAUAUUAAAGACGGGUUACUUGACUCAGCCGAUGGAGCGUCGGACUCUCGUUUCAGCAAGGUAGAUGGUGGUAUAUUCGAUUGUUCUGUCUCUGUUAUUAGAAAAUCUAAGGAAGGGUGCGGUCAAGGCAGUAUGGCUGGUGGUGAUGUUGGUGUCCAAUCCGUCUCCAUGAGGUCUGUUAGUAAGGAGGUGGACGGGGACAAGGUAGACGUGAAGGGUGUCACUCCGUGGGUGAAGAGCGGUGAUAUUCUAGGUGGUGUUCUUUCUACGGUUUCACAGACUGUGCUGCAUCCGGUUCAGGAGGGUUUGAGACCCUCUAUGGUUCGAUGCUCUUUAGAUAGAAAUGAUACAGGUGGAGGAAAGAAGAUAUAG
Messenger RNA from Vicia villosa (hairy vetch), 1599 nucleotides. RefSeq lists its product as uncharacterized. NCBI's taxonomy places the organism in Eukaryota, Viridiplantae, Streptophyta, Magnoliopsida, Fabales, Fabaceae. The record is from RefSeq and is a predicted model, not a curated record. Gene Ontology annotation, molecular function: RNA binding. The transcript has a single exon. Bases 1 to 1599 code for a protein of 532 amino acids.